AUGCCGCGAAAGUAUUACAACCAUGUUCUUGCACUUCGCGAAAUUAUUUUAUUAUGUCUCCAAUUCAAAAUUACCCGCAUCGAAGUCAACAAAUUACAGGCAAUGAUAAACAAUUGGGUACUCAAGUACAAAAUGUACUACUACCAAUAUCGAACAUCUCGGCUCCCCACAUGCCCCCUCACCAUUCACGCCCUCCUGCACAUACCUUAUUAUAUCCUACAAACUGGGCCUCUCUGGGCCUCGUGGGCCUUCGUCAUGGAGAGAUUCUGUGGGCGGUUAUUACCAGCCGUCAGAAAUCGCACUCGGCCAUACAUCCAACUUGAUAAUUAUAUCAAACAGCGCGCACAGCUGCAACUUGUAGCAAAAAAGUAUGAUAUUCCCACACUCACAAAGGCUUACGUUAAGCCCAGUCACCCCAACGAGGUGCAAAUGUCGACUCAGGAAAUCGCUUAUCCACAAUUAUUAGGACGACCUAUACACUACAAAGUUACACUCGACAAAGUUUUAAAAAAGCAGCUGAUCGGGUAUUUUAACCUCGUGUACCCAGGACGCAAGCCACAAGACCAUGUCAAUAGUAUCGAUGCCGGCUCACUUAUUCGGUACGGACAAUUCUGCAUUGAUGAUGGCGACCGGUUUCGUACCGCGAUUAUGGUUGAUUGGGACCCGACUGCACGAGAUAACUCAUACAUUAAGGCAGGUACAAUUUCCUCCACUUCUCUUACCAGUAUCUUACGUUUUUAUCACACUAUUCAAUAUGGCCGGCUGCACGAUAUUUAUUAUGUCGAAUACAUUGAACCGGGUGAUGGGAAACGUGAGCCGUACCUCCUGGCUCGUGUGACAGAAUGUGUUACAGGGGGGAUUGACGCAUCGCGUCGUGGGACUCCUCUUGUCACGUAUAAUCAAGAGUUAGACCCCAGCAUUAUUCAUCUCAAGACUAUUGUUGCAGUUAUAGGUAGGGUACACCUGGGAGGUAAAGAGUGGGCGAUAGUUGAUCGAAGUCGGGAUGGCGCACGUACCCAGUUCCUCGACGUCGAUGGAAAUGUUGAUCACGAUGUAGAUGAUCGCUCAUAA
Molecule: messenger RNA, 1071 nt
Organism: Rhizoctonia solani
Lineage: Eukaryota; Fungi; Basidiomycota; Agaricomycetes; Cantharellales; Ceratobasidiaceae
Product: Transposase family Tnp2 protein
Exons: 6
Coding region: 1-1071 (356 amino acids)
Source: RefSeq, a predicted model, not a curated record